AUGGAGAUAAUUACAGAAUUCAAGGAGCAAGGAUUGAAUACCGAAUUGUACAGCAAGAACAAAGACAGAGGGGAUACUUAUAGUAUUGUACCCACAAGUGCUAUCAGUGGUGAAGGCAUACCUGAGAUGUUGUUGCUACUUGUCCAAUGGGCUCAGAAGACAAUGAUUGAAAAACUUACAUACAGUAGUGAUAUUCAGUGUGCGGUAUUGGAGGUUAAAGUGAUAGAAGACCUUGGAACAACCACUGAUGUGGUUUUGGUUAAUGGUGUGCUUCAUGAAGGAGAUGAAAUUGUUGUUUGUGGCUUUCAGGUGUCAAUUCAUACAACAAUCCGAUCAUUGUUGACUCCUCACCUAAUGAAGGAACUCCGAGUAAAGGGAGCAUACAUUCAUCAUAAAGAAAUCAAAGCUGCACAAGGGAUUGAUUUACUUACUUCAUUUCAUAGACCCUUCUCUUUUACUGUCCCAUGUGGAAGAUUUCCCAAACAGAUUGAUUUGUGGUACGCUGCUGAUGGAGACACAAGAUGGAGAAGGAAACACGAAAUAAUUAAGGGAUAUGAAGGAGAACCUGAUAAUUCUGGAAAUUGUGAACAGAUCUUCUUAGAGCUAAUGAAAGUUCCACGUUCGGAAGCUAAACUCAUAGUUUACUCUUAUAAGUUGCAGUUUAAUAUGUUGGGUCGUGGUUAUAUCAGAUUAGCAGUUCUGAUUUGGUUGAAUCUGGUUAGGGUUUCUCGAGAAAAGAGAUGGAUUGCUGUUGGGCCUUCAAAACUCGUUCCUGCCCUCAAGGAGGGAACAACUAGUCCUGCUGCAUUCACCAGGGCAACGGUUGUUGUUGCGGUCAAGUAUUCAAUAGUUGAACGACCAGAGAAUAUCGAUGCGGUCCUCUACCCUGAAAUUUCCUCAUUUCUUAUGCUUAUCAAGGAUCAGGACCGGUUACCACUAAAAGCAAUCCAAAUCCUUUUGAUUAUGUCCCUGAGACAUAGUCACAGACCUUGA
Molecule: messenger RNA, 993 nt
Organism: Lactuca saligna
Lineage: Eukaryota; Viridiplantae; Streptophyta; Magnoliopsida; Asterales; Asteraceae
Source: the annotation of a GenBank genome assembly